Somion occarium is the source of this 2235-nucleotide messenger RNA. The record is from the annotation of a GenBank genome assembly. NCBI's taxonomy places the organism in Eukaryota, Fungi, Basidiomycota, Agaricomycetes, Polyporales, Cerrenaceae.
CACAUACCUGUUGUCAACACAUUGAUAUCCCCCCCACCACAUACUUUGCCACCUCCGCCAAUAGAAAAAUGGAUUCGUACCCCUAUUACACGGCGUAUGUUGCGACAGUAAUUAUCGCAGUUCUACUUGUCUGUCGGAGAAUCAGGCCGCAAGUAUAUCUUUCACUCCCUCCUGGUCCUCGCCCAUGGCCCAUCAUCGGAAAUCUUCUCGACUUUCCGUCAGCCGCUCCAUGGACGACUUUCGAUCGUUUGGGCAAGACAUAUGGAGAUGUCAUUCACAUGCGUGUCAUGGGUCACUCGGUUGUUGUCUUGAUGUCGGUGCAAGCCAUCUCGGACCUACUUGAUAAACGCUCUUCCAUUUAUUCCGAUAGAAUCAGGUCCAUCUUCCUUUGUGAUCUAGUUGAAGCAGGAUGGGCAAUGGUCCUUCAGGGUUACACGGACAGUUGGCGCCGAUCUCGCCGGGUUUUCCGGCAGUAUUUCAAUCGUGACGUAGCUCCAAAGUUUCAGGAAAUACAGCGAGAAGAAACACAGGCGUUCUUAUUACGUCUUCACCGAUCUCCUGAUGAGGUUCAAGGCCUUGUACGCCACCUGUUCUCGUCUAUGAUAAUGAGGAUCAUGUACGGUAUUAAAAUUUCAGAACAGAACGAUCCUUACGUAGCUAUUGCCGAGGAGGUCAUGAAGGGAUUUAGUGAGGCUGGUCAGCCGGGGCGAUUCUAUGUCGAUUUUAUCCCUUUCCUGCGGUAUAUCCCUACAUGGUUUCCAGGCGCUCUUUUUCAUAAGAGGGCCGCAUCUCUCAAGCCAGUAUUCAACGCCAUGGUGAACAAGCCAUUUAACGUAGUAAAGGACUCUAUAGUGUCGGGAAGUACCAUACCUUCUGUAGUGUUGUCCAUGCUUGAAGGAAUCCAUGACGGCACCAGAAGGGAAGAAGAUGAAAUGGCAGUAAAAAGUAGUGCCGCCUCGGCGUACGCUGGUGGAGCAGACACGACGCGAUCUGCGAUCCAACUGUUCCUUCUCGCUAUGGUGCUGUAUCCCGAUGUACAAAGGCGCGCUCAAGCAGAGCUGCAGAGCAUAGUUGGCUCUAAUCGGAUGCCAGCUUUUGCAGAUCGCCCUUCUCUUCCAUACGUGCAGGCUCUCAUCCUUGAGAUACUGCGAUGGCAACCAGUGGCACCUCUGAGUAUGCCCCACAGCACCUCCAGUAGCGAUACAUAUAGAGGAUAUUACAUCCCAAAGGGUGCCAUCGUGAUCGGCAAUGCUUGGUCUAUUCUUCAUGAUCCUCAACAUUAUCCGAAUCCUUUCAGCUUCAACCCUGAAAGAUUCCUGAAGAAUGGAAGAUUGGACUCGGACGUACUGAGCCCGACUGUGGUAUGCUUCGGCUUUGGGAGAAGAAUAUGUCCCGGUCAAUUCUUUGCCCUGGAUUCUCUUUACAUAAUAGUCUCCUCCAUCCUGCAGUUGUUCGACAUUUCACACAAGAUAGAUGAAUGCGGGCAACAGAUCGCAGUCGAUGUUCGCCUGACGUCUGGCCUAAUUUCCUCCACCGAACCUUUCGCAUGUUCGUUUAAACUUCGGAGUGCUGCGGCUGAGGCUUUAUUCUCUAGUUUACCAGACUGACCUUCCGGUCUCGUGUGAAUUGACUCCGUUGUGACCAACAAUGUAUUGUUUUUUAAUAGCACUUCUAUGAUGAUACUGUGCCUCUUAAUGUCCAGAUUUGCACCGACACAAGAACGCGAACAAGCAAAACAUGUUGGUGGAGCUUGCAUCAUUCAAGACAAUGUGGCCAACAUAAGCCCUUACCCCAUGAUGGUCGGAUCUUGAGCAGUGCCUGGAAUGAUAACACGGAUGACAUUAUCAUAGGACGCAACCACGCGGCGCAGAGAAAGCUGUCGUAAUUCAAGGUCAGAGUGUUUGCGGUGCCUCGCAGGAAGCACUGGUCAGACCCGUUCUCCUUUAGCUUGAGGUCUGCUGAUGAUUCACACACAUAGAUGACUGUUUCCACUGUUCCGUGAUUGAUCUGAUCCUUUCAGUGAAUGCUGAAUCCAUGCUCUGCGUGAGUGGAUACCAGAAAGGGACUCUGACGGCUGGGGGAACUUGUCAGGCCCUGAGUGAUACACUCUGAGGAGUCGAAGGUUGAUUAAAUCAGUGCCUGCUAUCAUUUCAUUCUCUAAGAUGGUUGACUCCCGCGGGCGAACAUUUGGAUAAUCCUGAGAUCAUGUCCCGCAAAUAGACAUAAAUUCUGCAG